Molecule: messenger RNA, 5301 nt
Organism: Penaeus chinensis
Lineage: Eukaryota; Metazoa; Arthropoda; Malacostraca; Decapoda; Penaeidae
Product: centrosomal protein of 41 kDa-like
Exons: 4
Coding region: 151-1110 (319 amino acids)
Biological process (GO): protein polyglutamylation; cilium assembly
Cellular component (GO): ciliary basal body
Source: RefSeq, a predicted model, not a curated record
CUUUUCCCGAGGCGAUGCCGCCCAGGGAGCCGGGAUGAGAGGGCCUCCUCCGCCUGACCUCGCCGCCGCCGCCGCCAGUGAAUUAUUAAGGUAAACAACAGGGCGAGCGGACGGACGGACGGUGGCACUGCGGGUCCUUCUGUGCUGAGAAUGCAUUCCAGGAAAUUCAUGGUUUCUAAUACCGGCUCAGUGAAUACACUAAAGAAAUAUUCCAUCAGCGACCGAGAAAUCCUUAAUAAAAGGAUAAAAACCAACCCUCGUUACAAUGGAGUUCGCCCACGUACCAACACUGGCUUCAAUACACAGAGACGUCAAGAACUUGAACUAGAAAUUCGCAAAUAUUACAAGGUCAGAAAUGAUGAGGUAUAUCGUCGCAUUUCCCUGGCUGAUCUCCUGCAGCUGAUGCUUGCCCAUGCUGAAGAUAUUGAAGCAGCAGAAUGUGAUCACCAAAAUAUAGAAAAGGAGCAAGAGGCAGCAGAGGUGCCAUUGAAAUACAGAGAUGAAGUGGAAAACGUUCUUCAUAAAAUGACAGAACUUGAGAUGGAAGGGAGACCUAAGCCCCCAGAGUGCCCAUAUGUGAUCAUAGACAUUCGUCCUUCUCAUGAUUAUCAAGAAUCACACUUAGUAACUUCUGUAAAUCAUCCUGCAUCCCGUAUGUCCAGAGCUGUUGGUUGGGAAUGUCCUGAGCUCCUAAUGUACAAAAACCAUGCAGAAUUUAUAAUUAUUGUAUAUGAUGAUGCUGAAGAUGUGGCACCUGAGGUUGCUGCUACAUUACAACAUCGUGGUUAUAGCAAUAUCUUCAUGUUAAGUGGAGGUCUUCGUAUUGCCAAAGAUAAAUUUGGCUUUCCCCUAGUCACAGAUGACACCUCCCGUGUUCUUACUCAGGACGCUGCAAGGGAGAUAGCCCAGCAGGUGUCCGUUACAGUCAUUCCACCUCUGAGCAUGGCUGAUGCAUCAGACUGGUGGGAAGCAGCCUCAAGAAUCCCAAAUUAUGUAACUCCUACUGAUCCUGCAAUGACCAAUGCACCCUCAACAAUCAACACUGGGCGUCAGACUGCCAGAUCACAGCUAAAGAGUAGAGAUGGUCAGACAGUUCGACCUUGGCGUUAGUAGAGUGUGCUGUUUCAUACCUAAAAUGACUCACAUAUUAGAUUGCACCAGGCGAAGUUUCAUUCUUUUUUCUUAUCUUAUUUUAUUUUAAUGCUACCUGGUCAGUUAAUAUAUUUAAAAUGUAUAUAAGGCAUUUUGUUAUAUUACAUCAAAUGCAUUCUUUCAAUCUAGUCUACCCAAAACUUGGUUCCUAAUGUCUUUUUCAUAACUCAGUUCCUAAUUGGUUGUGUAAUAAUGGAAUGCUUUCUGUUUGCUGGUAUACAAGUUAAGAUUACUCACACAAAUAUUUUACUUGAAAUCUGACCAUGAUCUGCUUUUCACUUGCAUGAAACCUGACCAUGAUCUGCUUUUCACAUGCAUAUUGUGUUCAUCCUGCUAUUAAUUUAAUUAAAUAAUAGCUAUUACGCUUAAUUUUUUGUUUUAGUUUUGUUCCAUUAACUACUUCCUUUUAUCUCUUUGGGGAUCUUCACAAGAUGUAAUAUUAGGGUUUAAGCACAAUCAAUUAAAGAAACAGACCUCAUGAUGGAAAUAAGCUGUGCUGCCUUUACACACCUUUCCUGUAUUAUCUUUCUUGAUUUAUUUCUGUUUUUUGUUUUUUUAUUUAUUCUAUUGUGCAUGCAAAUUUUGUCAUAUAACACUUGAUGAAUAGUAUCCAAGUAGGAAAUACAGCUGUGCAUUUACUGACUCUGAUUCAGUGCAAGGUCUGCUGAUAAUUUAAAAGGUGUAGUCCAAUCGAAAAAUAACUAAUAUUAAAGAAAAUCUAAUAUUUUCAUACUACUACAACUUUCUCUAUGCAACUAUAUACAGUAAUAAUGUGCUCACUUGAAGUAGAUGUCUCCCUGUGAAUGUGAUUGAUGAAUUCAGAAUUAAAGAGAUUGAUAUACUGAAAGGUAGAACAUUUACAUAAAAGAUUACAAGAGGUAUUAUUUCCUUUCACGGAUCAGCUUCUUUUCUUCUUUCUUUUUUUCACCCUACCUUCUUUAUGUAUGUGCAUGCGUAUGUACAAGUGACUUCAUAGUUCCUUUUAUAUUUGUCUUCUGUGUUUUAUUUUAUUUUAUAUUUGUCUUCUAUGUUUUAUUUUAUUUUAUAUUUGACUUCUAUGUUUUUAUUUUUGAAAAAUUUGAUUUCUAAGGGUAUUAUUUGAUCUGUACAAUGAUAAAUGGUUUAAUAGAAAUGUUUGUUUAAGUUGACAGGAUCUGUGCUGAAUUACUGUCUAUAUGUUUAUAUAUGCAGUUGAACCUCAUUUAAGAAAGGUUAGGUUCCUGAAAACUACAACUUUUACUAAAACGACUUUAAAUUGGCUCCUUAUUUGCUUAUUCUGUACUCAGAGGUGACUUCUUAAACAAGGUUCAUCCAUAUGUAUAAAUGUAUGUACAUGUAUAAACAGUAAAUUGGGACAAAAAAAUGUUGCUGAAAAUUAUCAUCCUACAGAUUUUACAGAAAUGUGAGAGUAAGAAGCAUUUUAGACUUUAAAAUAUAGUUAACUUGUUCUGCCUAGAUCAUAAAUCUUGUAUGAAAAAUGCUGUUAGUAUAGUUAACUUUAUUACACUAUGGUGUGCUGUCCUUUGGAAAUUGCUUCAAGAUAUUUGGAUGAGAAAUCAACAUAGAUAUUUAAUUUUGUAUGUGACUUUGAUACACUACAAUGGUCAUAUUUGUGGAUGUCUUUGUAAUAUAUACAUAUAUAUUUGCUACAUUUGUAUGGAAUAAAGAUUGAUCUAGCAUUAAGAGCCAGUUCUGCUAUAACAGACAAACUUAAUGUAAAAGAUAAGUCUAGCUCUGUAACGUACAUUCCAGAAAGUUAGUGAAUCAUUUAUCUAUUUCUUCUGUAUAUGACUAUGAUGAGUGCUUCUUAAUAAUUUAGUAGGAAUCUAGAAAUAGUGAUUUCCAGAAAUAUUUAUAAUUAUGGUAUAAUCUUCUUAAGCUGAAGAUAAGAAAGUCCUACGUGACGGACUCAGCGGCAUGAAAUUCCAUCCGUAGAACUUAGAAAUAGGAAUAUCAACUGAACAGUCAGUCUUGAUUUACUUUGUGUUUUAGAUUUUGAAGAACCUAUUCAGCGAAUAAUUAAUUUGUCAUUUUUACAAACAUAAUCAUAUUCUUGUCAUUUGUUUACAUGAUUGAUUUAACAAUAUUAGAAAAGGUAUGAGUGAGAAUGCAUAUUUUUGCAGUGCAAGAGAUGUAUUUGACCCUUUUUAAUUAUACUCUUUGUAUUCCUGACAAAGAUAUAAUCAAAACCAGUUAAAUACAUCUUUUACACUUUGAAGAUAUUCAAUCUCAUUCAUACCUUUUCUGCAUUUAUUGCAAUGAACAUAGUUCAUCCUUGGUUUACUAAAACAUGUUUCCCAAUCGCUGGUUUAUCUCAUGUGUCCUUGGGAAAUGCGUACAAUAAUAAAAGUGUUGUCAUAUUAUAUUGGCAUACUAUUUCUCUGUUUAAUAGCUGCAACAAAGUUUUUUGGGCUGUCAUUUAUUGUUCUUCCAGGUGACUGUUUUCAUUCAUAUUUGUUCUUUUCAUGCACAGAUAGUCUUUGUUGAUUAUAAGUAUGUUUGAUCUGGGUAUAUUAAAGGCUGAUUAACAUGCUUCAUACCUUAUUUAUUGACUAAUAAUGAAGAACUCAAAAAGGAUUUUUCACCAAAGGCAAGUUGCUUUAUAAUAAGUAUAAACCACAGUAGCAUCCAGACAUAAAGUGUAAUAAUUUAAAGGUUUAGAAACGUUCAGUAGCUCUCAAUGCAAGCUGUAUAGUGAAUUAAAGUAAAGUAUGAAGUUACAUUAAUAAGUACCUAUAAUUAUACACAUAUCAGAUUAAAGCAGAUAUACAAAUAGUACCUAACAUAAUUUGGUAUUUAUUGGUGUCAAAAAAAGAAAAUAAUUACAUUUAGUAUGAAAAACAAAGCAGUGUAAAGUUAGACACUUUCCUGAACUUGUAUUGAACAAGGGCUAUCUGUGCAUAGAAAUUCUUGAAACAAUACUAAAAGCCCAUGAAAUGUUCCCUUUUUUGUGACUAAAGAAAGACACUGUUAUGUUAUAGACAGUAUAGAAAAUUUCAUGUUUUAUGAUUAUGUGUUUGCAGUUGAACCAAAGUUAGAUGUUUAGAAUAGAUCUAGGGAUGUUAUAUAAACAUCUUAUUUAUUGUAUCGUGUAGAGCUUCCUACAAGUAUGAGUAUCAUAUGUGAGACAUAAGUUUCAUUUAUUAGUGAUAUGCCUUUGCUAUAGUGUAGAAGAAUAAUUAUUUAUAUUGAAAUUGUUUGUUAGGUAUAAAAAUAUUUAUAUGUUCAUGAAUGUGAACUGUUGCUCACUGUGAAUUUUGAUGGAUUGGCAGGUUGUAAGAAUAAAAACCUUUCAGUGUAGGUUUAUUCACUUUCAUGUAUCACUGUUUAAGCAAAGGAUAUUUAAGAUAUAUGGAAACUAAACAUUAUGUUGAAUAGUUAGUAUGCAUCUGAAUGCCAAAGACAUAAUAUACAGAACAAGUAGCUUCCAGGAAAUUUCUCCACAAAAGCCAAAUGUAAGGUGAUGCAAGAUGUUGAAAAUGUGAACUUUAUUGUAUUUCUCAGGUUUGGAGACAAUGAAUGAAAAGCAGAUAAUUUUAUUAUUAUCUGUUAAAAAAGGGGAAAGAAAAAUUAAUUCUGUUUAUCUGCAAUUUUGAAGGAAUGCAGAAGGAUAUUAUUUUUUAUUUUAUGUAAUAUUCACUGAGAAUUGAUGAAGGUCUUAAAUGUUUAUGUAAAAUAUCCUGAAGCCAUUGAACUUUUUAGACUCAACUUUUAAGGAUAUGGUACCUUAUAUUGUUUGUAAUGAUUUAUAGCACUACUUUCAUGAUGAGUAAAUCUUAGCCAUACCCCACAUUGUAAAUCAGCAGAAUGCCUCAUACUUUUUCAGUUGUAAGUAAAAUCAACCAAACAGGUGUUUGUUGGCCAAGGAUUUGGUGCCUUGUAACUACACUGUACACAGCCACUAGACAGUGACAUAUCACAAGAAUCUGUGAAAUUAUAAAUUUAUGGCCAUUUACAGUGGUCAUCUGUUGUAUUUCUUAAGUGAAAUUAUUUUAGCGAUGAUCAGGGUAUAAAGUACUGGUUUGUGUGUUGUGCAGUAAAGGUUUGUUGAAUAAAAUGAAUAAAGUGGCAGUUGUGCCUUGCAAAAUUUGCCGUCCAGUUGGUCUGUUAUGGCCAAGUGAUUUUAAAUAAAUAUAUUUGCACAAUCAA